Messenger RNA from Monopterus albus (swamp eel), 1653 nucleotides. Its product is annotated as ETS domain-containing protein Elk-3-like. Gene Ontology annotation, molecular function: DNA-binding transcription factor activity, RNA polymerase II-specific; sequence-specific DNA binding. The transcript has 5 exons. NCBI's taxonomy places the organism in Eukaryota, Metazoa, Chordata, Actinopteri, Synbranchiformes, Synbranchidae. The record is from RefSeq and is a predicted model, not a curated record. Bases 408 to 1631 code for a protein of 407 amino acids. Gene Ontology annotation, cellular component: nucleus. Gene Ontology annotation, biological process: regulation of transcription by RNA polymerase II; cell differentiation.
GAACUAUGGAUGGAAGUGUCUAAAGUUACGAGGCGCCCUGAAGGCACCACGCCAGGCUGCGGACUGAUGAUGUCAGUUUACGGGCCGUAGGAGUUUCUGGAUCACCGUGUGUCGACACAGAGUAGGCCAACUGCUGUCCGUCAGCGGGCAGGCAGCGGCGAAGAGGAGGGGAGGAAAAAGUGUGUUUACACAGACGGCAAACUGCCUGGGGAAUCGUAGGGGAGAGGAAGUCAGCCGGCUCUGUGUCUGCCUGCUCCAACUUCCUGCUCAGAAAAAGAAAAAGCCCAGGAUCCUAUUUCAGCCCAGCACAACCGUGUAGACCAGAAGUAAGCAUGGAAAAACAAGGAAUCACACAAGCUUCACCGUAAAGUUUCGCAGAGGGAAAAACCGACUCGGAGAUCGCAGGUAUGGACAGUGCCAUCACUCUGUGGCAGUUCCUGCUCCAGCUGCUGCUUGACCAGAGUCACAAGCACCUGAUAUGUUGGACGUCCACAGACGGCGAGUUUAAGCUCCUGAAGUCAGAGGAAGUGGCCAAGCUGUGGGGGCUACGCAAGAACAAGACCAACAUGAACUACGACAAGCUGAGCAGAGCGCUGCGCUACUACUACGACAAGAACAUCAUCAAGAAGGUGAUUGGCCAGAAGUUUGUUUAUAAGUUUGUGUCCUUCCCUGAGAUCUUGAAAAUGGACCUACAGGCAGUGGAAAUGGGCCUGUCUUCUGGUAGGCUACCCCUCCAGGAAGGAGAGGCCCCUGAGCUGGAGGUAGAGGAGGAUGAGGAGGAGGAAGAGGAAGGGGAGGAGGAGGCCCAGAAGAGAACCCUGGCAGCCCUGGGGGCGCAGCACUGUCGGAACGACUACCUCCGCUCAGGUUUCUACUCCUCCUUCAGCAUCAGCUCCCUCCAGAACCAGCCCGAGCUGCUUCGUGCCCUCCGUGAACAGCAGGAGGAGCCGCGCUCCGUCAUCCGCUUUGGCGCCAAUGAGAGGAGCUCCCUUCCAUCUGCCAAGCCUGAGUCUUACAUCUCCCCCAGGCCAUCUAAACUCCCCUCCCACUCCCACUCCCCUUCCUCCCCCCACACCCAGCCUGGCCAAAGCUGGAGCCCUGCUGUCAAAGAGGAGGAGGAGGACUCUGACCAGAGUGCUCAGCCCCUCAACCUCUCCUCGGGGCACAGAGAGCGAGCCCUGCAGCCUCCUGGGAAGAGGAGCAGCAGCAGCAGUAGCAGUGGUAGAAGCAGUUCUAGUAGUAGUAGUAGUAACCAAGGAGAUGGACUCCCACCAAAAAACAAAAAGCCCAAAGCUCUGGAGAUCUCCGCCCCAUCCCUGCUGCUGACGGGGAGCGACAUCGGCUCCAUCGCCCUCAGCAGCCCCGCACUGCCCUCUGGCUCCCUCACUCCUGCCUUCUUCACUGCACAGACUCCCUCUGGUUUGCUGCUGGCUCACAGUCCGCUGUUAUCAGGCAUCCACUUCUGGAGCAGCUUGAGCCCUGUUGCUCCGCUCAGCCCCGCCCGGCUGCAGGGCCGCAGCUCAAUCUUCCAGUUCCCCAGCCUAAUCAACGGACACAUGCCCAUCCAUCUGCCAAACCUGGAAGGAACACCCUCCUCCCUUCUCCUGUCCCCCACCACCCACAAAUCCUGAUCCAAGGUCUGUGAUAAACCUC